Molecule: messenger RNA, 263 nt
Organism: Strongylus vulgaris
Lineage: Eukaryota; Metazoa; Nematoda; Chromadorea; Rhabditida; Strongylidae
Source: the annotation of a GenBank genome assembly
AUGUCUACGUAUCUAUUCUCAAUAGUCGUUGGCGCAAUGCCUUACCGAGAAACCUACACGGAUAAGGGAGUUAGGAUCCGUAUUUAUGCUGAAGCUGAGAAGCUGAACGAUACCAGUCUUGCUCUCUCACUUGCGCCUAAGCUGCUAGCGUAUUUUGAGGACUAUUUUCAGUUGCCAUAUCCUUUGGAAAAGCUAGGUAAGGUAGCAAUCAAUUUAUCUACAAAUAACACUUGUCACGAUGUUGAUGUUCCAAAUUUGUAGAA